UCCCACGUGACCCCUCUCUCCCUCUGUCUCUCGCUUCUUCUCGUCUUCGUCUUCUCUCCUUCAUUCCUUCCUCGCAGACGAGAGAGAGCCUCUCUCCGAUAUGCUCUGUGCCCUCAUUGUUAUCGACGUGCAGAAACAAGAGCAGAUGGGUCAAAUUCUACACCAAUCAAAGCAUUGUUCUCGUUUUAGAAAGCCUCUUAUGGGGUAAAGAGAUGGUGGAAACAGUGAUACAUACCAAAAGAAUAUCUGAAAGAUGGAAGAGAGGCGAGAUGAAUCAAGCACUUCGCAGCAGGAUUCUUCAGAACUUGCGGAGAGGGUUAAGUCACUUUCUUUUGAACCUCAAGGUGAAGCUUUGGUUAGGGAGUCUCCUAGAAGCGUUGAGCAGGAUGUCUCUCCAGGUCAAAGAGCAUCACAGCAUCUUUGGGAUACCGGAAUGCUUUGUGAGCCGAUCCCUAAUGGUUUCUACUCGGUUGUCCCGGAUAAGAGAGUCAAGGAACUAUACAAUAGACUACCAACUCCGAGUGAGCUUUAUGCUUUGGGAGAGGAAGGUGUCAGAAUUGAAGUUAUUCUUGUGGAUUUCCAAAAGGACAAGAAGCUCGCAAUGCUAAAACAGUUGAUCACUACACUUGUCAGCGGCUCAAAUCCCGCUUUGGUGAUCAAGAAAAUAGCUGGAACGGUAUCUGACUUUUACAAACGGCCGACGUUGGAAAGCCCUUCGAAACUUGCUCUAGAGGAAAAUGCGUUUCUGUUUGAAAACCAUGGUGCUCAGUUGCUUGGCCAAAUUAAGCGUGGGUGCUGUCGAGCUCGGGCCAUUUUGUUCAAAGUUUUAGCCGAUACAGUAGGACUUGAAAGUCGCCUGGUGGUGGGUCUCCCUAGUGAUGGGACUGUGGAUUGCAUGGACUCUAACAAACACAUGUCUGUUAUAGUUGUGCUGAACUCCGUUGAACUUCUAGUUGAUCUAAUCCGGUUUCCUGGUCAUACAGAAAAAGAUGAGAAUCUUCAGUUUCAUCGGAAGUUAGAAGGAUAUUCAAACGCAUCCGGUCAAUCAUUGCAUAAUUUGAUGCUCAGACCUGCUACAGCUCUUGAUAGAAAAUUGAGCAACACCUCGCAUAGUGAACCAAACAUUGCCACUGUUUUCUGGAGACGUAGCCGCAGAAAAGUGAUUGCUGAACAGAGAACAGCUAGCUCGAGGUUUUCCCUUGCUCUUUCUGGCUUGUACUAUAGUAAUCAAAACCCAGAACACCCAUCUUUGCGAUCACGUGGAAGAUCAUUGUUGAGUACUGGCAGGAAUUCAUGUAGGGAUUACGCUGGUGACGCAUCUCCUUCAAGUUCAUCUGCAUCAGAAAUUCGUAAAAGUAGACGGCGAGGUUUCAGGAUGACACCAGAGAUUGGAGAUGACAUUGCAAGCGCUGUACGAGAAAUGUAUGAGAAAGCAAAGCAAACCCGUCUCUUGCAUGGACGAGAGGAGGGAAACAGCUCAGGUAUCGAUAACAAUGUGUCUGGUCUCCAUCUUGACGAUGACUUAAAUUCUAAGAAGACAAUGUCAUUGCCAUCAUCUCCACAUGCUUACAGGAGUCAAGGAUUUGGACGAAGAGGGCCUUCAGACUUUGCCGUGAAGGAUACAUGGAAUAAAGUGGUUGAGUCUUCCACAUUACAGAAUCAGCCUUUAUUACCCUAUCAAGAAUGGGACAUUGACUUCUCAGAGCUGACUGUUGGAACUCGGGUUGGGAUUGGUUUUUUUGGUGAAGUUUUUCGUGGAGUGUGGAAUGGGACAGAUGUUGCAAUCAAAUUGUUUCUGGAGCAAGAUCUUACUGCCGAAAACAUGGAAGAUUUCUGCAAUGAGAUAUCGAUUCUCAGCCGUGUUCGUCACCCAAAUGUUGUACUAUUUCUGGGUGCAUGCACGAAACCUCCACGCUUAUCCAUGAUCACAGAAUACAUGGAGCUGGGAUCUUUGUAUUAUUUGAUCCACAUGAGUGGUCAGAAGAAGAAACUUAGCUGGCACAGAAAGCUCAGGAUGCUAAGAGACAUCUGCAGGGGUUUGAUGUGCAUACACCGGAUGAAAGUAGUUCACCGUGAUCUAAAAAGUGCCAACUGUCUCGUGGACAAACAUUGGACGGUCAAGAUCUGUGAUUUUGGACUCUCAAGAAUAACGACUGAUGAAAACAUGAAGGACACUUCGUCUGCUGGUACACCAGAGUGGAUGGCUCCAGAACUCAUCCGCAACGAACCUUUCACAGAGAAAUGUGAUAUCUUUAGCCUUGGGGUCAUAAUGUGGGAGCUUUCUACUUUACGUAAACCAUGGGAAGGUGUUCCACCUGAGAAGGUUAUAUUUGCUGUGGCGCAUGAAAAGUCACGUCUUGAGAUUCCUGACGGUCCACUCAGCAAACUUAUUGCAGAUUGUUGGGCAGAGCCUCAAGAACGCCCAAAUUGUGAAGAGAUACUUAGAGGCUUGCUCGAUUGUGAGUACACACUGUGUUAGCACCACUUCUCUGUGAAGAAGGGAUAUGAGCUUGAAGAUGUUUUUAGCUUAAAAAAAGCAGCGCAGCAUCCUUUGGAUCUCUGCAAACCUGAGUGACAUAACUUCUUAAGAGCUCAAGGAUCUGUUGAGGGGAAGUUCUUAGUUCAGUUUUGAUAGCUGUGGAACAUUCAUGAACGAGGCACCAAAUGUAAACACAAACAAGCCGCGUCUGGUUGUGAUUCAGUGAGUUUUUGUUGGUUAGUGAAGAGCAUUUUGGUCUAUUUUAAGAAAAAUAUAUGUACAAUGUUAAUUCUUAUUUGCAAAGAAUAAAUAGCUCUUUGAUCUGUAUUUUCUUCAUCCAUUAUCUCUUGUGCCUUACGCACUUUCUUUCUUUAUUUAUUUCUUGUCAAGCAAUCUGUGCCACAGUAC
Thlaspi arvense is the source of this 2887-nucleotide messenger RNA. The record is from the annotation of a GenBank genome assembly. NCBI's taxonomy places the organism in Eukaryota, Viridiplantae, Streptophyta, Magnoliopsida, Brassicales, Brassicaceae.